AUUAGGAAAGCACAAGAAAAGUAUUAAGACUAAUGAAAGUGUUACUGGAAAACUUGGAAAAGGAUACAAAAUGCAUCUAUUGGUUGCUACAUGCCUCAAUAAAAUCUUGCUAGCUUUUAUCAUCUUGACGCAACUGGUUUCCAGCAUCGAGUGGAAAUACAGUGCACUCCUUGAUAACAAUUUCUUAAUGUUAUGGACACCUGGCGAUAACGAUGUGACAUUCGAAGUGCACGUAAAGACGGCCGGAUAUAUUGGUUUCGGUUUCAUGCGCAACAGUGAUCAUGACAGCAUUGACAUUGUCAUCGGUUGGAUUGAUAAUGACGGUCAGGCUCAUCUACAGGAUCGUCAUAUAAAAGGUGCCAACCGUGUUCCGCAGAUGGACUCAAGUCAAGAUUACCAUUUACAAUCAGGUUAUGAAAAUGAGACACACACUGUGCUGCGAUUUAAUCGCCGUUAUAACACAUGUGAUAAUCGGGAUCUGGAAAUUACGAAUGAUACUCUACAAAUUAUAUGGCAGUACCAUGUUGACGAGCCUGUAUCUGCAGCAAGCUUACUUCCUAUGGACGGUGUAGUGCAUGGUGUACAACCGCUAUAUCUCAUACAACGCAACGUUUAUAGACGGCGCAACUCUGAGUAUAACCAUGAGGCCGAAGAUCCAUUUCAUAUUUGGAACAUCUUUAAUGCUCAAGUUAAUUUACCUAUGGAUCAAAAUUCUUUUCUCCAAUGUCGUGUUUUUAGUCUCCCAAAGAUCCUACAGAAGCACCAUGUAUUUAGGUAUGAACCCAUUAUUGAACCCGGAAGUAAGAGUUAUCUUUAUCACAUGACCUUAUAUGAAUGUCGUGGGGAUGAAGUUAUGCUGAAGGAAGUAAAAAAAUAUAAUAGCAUGAAUUGCUCUUCGAACGAUAGGCUACACAUACAGUGCAAUACCAUUGCUAUAAUCUGGAGUUUAGGAUCAGAGGGUUUCAAUUAUCCAUCGGAAGUCGGUUAUUCAUUAGACCCGCAUAUAGGACCACGCUUCUAUAUGCUAGAAACGCAUUUCGCGAAUCCUCAAUUGGACUCUUUUGACAUAAAUAAUUCGGGCCUAAGGCUUUUCUAUACAGAGAAACUACGUACGCAUGAUGCUGGUGUACUAAGAAUUGGAAUUGAUCCGAAUUGGCGUCACAUUAUACCACCUGGUCAGUUAGAGGUCAUAUCCCAAGGUCACUGUAUAGCUAGAUGCACGGAAUAUGCAAUACCAGACGAUGGUGUUAACAUAUUUGCUGUAAUUAUGCAUAUGCAUCAAUUAGGAAAAAAAAUGAAAGUGAGACAAAUUAGAGAUGGCAAGGAAAUGCCACCAAUUGUUGCAGAUUCUAGCUAUGAUCCUAAUUAUCAAGAAUAUAGAAAAUUACAGAAACUCAUUAAGAUUUUCCCAGGAGAUCAUUUAAUUUCAGAAUGUACUUAUUCUUCUCAAACAAGACAAACCAUUACAUUGGGUGGAUUAACAACAAAAGAAGAAACUUGUCUAGUCACGGUUUUAUAUUAUCCAAAAAUCGAUUUAUCCCUUUGCUACUCGCUUCCAGCUCUUUCAACUAUUCUUCGCAGUCUUGGAAUAAAUAAACUUGAUGGACCAAGCCCGCUAAAGAUAAUCUCACCAACGGAACUGAAGGGUAUGACACUGGAAGAACACCUCAUUACCUAUAACUGGCAGAAGAGUUUUCAUAACUUCACGAUGGCAAUGCGCACUGGCACCUUUAAAUCACUCUGCAUAAAUACCAAAGGAACGAUUUUACCAGAAACAUCAAUUGAAUCCUAUUACCCUUAUAUAAUUCAAAAGCACCAAGAUUUUGAAACUCCAUGCAUGUGUAAAUCUCAACACAACAAAUCCUUGAUAUUACUAUCAAAAGACGCUGAAAUAGAAAAUGUCAAGAACAAGUCCCAUUCUGCAGAAAUGAGACAUUCAGUACGCAAAAAGUUAUUGUAUGACAGCAAUACUUCUUUCUUAACAUCCGGUUCAGUCAACAAGAAUACUUGGAUUACAAUGGCAUUACUUUUUUUAGUUAGAAUAAUUAGAUGAAAAAUGAAGAAACAAAAAAUUUUACGAUAAGAGAACUACGUGAGCAAGUAAAGAAUACAAAUAAACUUUGCUAUUAUAUUUAUUAUAUUAUUAUAUACUCAUUUGUAACAUUAACUCUUCUAUUAAUAUGUAGCUAGCUAUUGGGUAGGCUUCUAUAAUGUAUAUUUUGUCAUAACAA
Messenger RNA from Ceratosolen solmsi marchali, 2231 nucleotides. RefSeq names its product DBH like monooxygenase olf413 (gene olf413). Gene Ontology annotation, cellular component: secretory granule membrane. The transcript has 9 exons. Gene Ontology annotation, molecular function: copper ion binding; dopamine beta-monooxygenase activity. Lineage: Eukaryota; Metazoa; Arthropoda; Insecta; Hymenoptera; Agaonidae. Gene Ontology annotation, biological process: octopamine biosynthetic process; dopamine catabolic process; norepinephrine biosynthetic process. The coding region runs from base 71 to 2053 and encodes 660 amino acids. The record is from RefSeq and is a predicted model, not a curated record.